This is a messenger RNA of Beta vulgaris subsp. vulgaris (sugar beet), 738 nucleotides long. RefSeq lists its product as uncharacterized. The transcript has a single exon. The coding region runs from base 1 to 738 and encodes 245 amino acids. NCBI's taxonomy places the organism in Eukaryota, Viridiplantae, Streptophyta, Magnoliopsida, Caryophyllales, Amaranthaceae. The record is from RefSeq and is a predicted model, not a curated record.
AUGUUACUAAUUCUUGAUCAAAAUGACAAGCUUACCACUCCUGAUGAUUAUGAUAAAAUAGUGAGAGUAGAAAUUCCUGAACAACAACAAGAGCAAGAGCUCCGCAAAAGGAUUCUUAACCACAUGAUUCACAACCCAUGCAGUGUUCAGAAUUCACGUUCACCAUGCAUGAAACAAGGGAGUUGUAAGAAGGGGUUUCCUAAGUCAUUCUCUGAUUGUACAAAGCAAGGAAAUGACUCAUAUCCCAUCUACCGUCGGCGUCAAGAUGCUCCACCUCUGCCAGUACGUGAAAAUUUACGAUUAAUUGUAGAUAAUCGGUGGGUAGUUCCAUAUAACCCAUGGUUGUUGAAUAAGUAUGAUUGUGACAUUAACAUAGAGAUAUGCAGCAACACUAAGUGUGUUAAAUAUUUAUAUAAAUACAUCCAUAAAGGUCCAGAUAGAGUUUCCAUGGAAGUUCAUAAAGGGGAUGAGAUUGCACAGUUCGUUGAUGCAAAAUGGAUUUUUGCACCUGAAGCUUUGUGGAAAUUUUACAAAUUUCCAAUGACUGGGAUGACUGUAGACCGCUUGCAAGUUCAUUUACCGAACAUGCACCACGUUAGAUUUGAAGGUAACCAGCCUAUCGAAAGUGUUUUGGCUGGCCUAAGGAGCUCAAAAACAAUGUUGACUGAGUUUUUCAAGAUGAAUUUAGUAGAUCCUAAAGCCAAAGAUUACCUAUAUCGAGAAUUCCCAGAAAUAUAG